CUAGAACCGAUAAUGGCUUCGAAGCAACAUAAAUACUCCUUCUUUCCCUGCCGUCACAGAAAUUUCCCUAAUCAAAGCCAACCAUCUACUGCUGUCUACUGCUACGCGAACAAUCUUAGCUACCAUGACCGCCCCCAACCGCAGACCCGAAUACGAUACUUCUGGAACCGGUGGUAAUGCUGAUGCACAUUCUGGAUGCUGGAGAGGAAGCGGCCAAACUGUCACCGGCGGUAACGGCACCGGUGGUAACAUUCAGAUGCCGGCGGGCCGUGCGGAUGCCAACAUCAGGAUGACAGGUACGGGAGGCAAUGCCAGAGCGAAUGCCGGGGGCGCUGCAAAGGGCGGCGAUGCAAGGGGUGGCAACCUCACAAUCACUUGAUUUGAUAUGACUAUGACUGCAAGGCUACCUCAUUCCCAUCAUUUGAGAUGAACCCAGACAACACGGGAGGAGACGAGAU
Molecule: messenger RNA, 458 nt
Organism: Aspergillus vadensis CBS 113365
Lineage: Eukaryota; Fungi; Ascomycota; Eurotiomycetes; Eurotiales; Aspergillaceae
Exons: 2
Coding region: 125-379 (84 amino acids)
Source: RefSeq, a predicted model, not a curated record